Anneissia japonica is the source of this 1069-nucleotide messenger RNA. RefSeq lists its product as uncharacterized. The record is from RefSeq and is a predicted model, not a curated record. Bases 4 to 795 code for a protein of 263 amino acids. The transcript has 9 exons. NCBI's taxonomy places the organism in Eukaryota, Metazoa, Echinodermata, Crinoidea, Comatulida, Comatulidae.
CUUAUGCUUGUCCUGCCCAUCAUUUACAACAAAGUGGAGCCAGUUAAAGAACAAGUUCGAGGAUUUUUUUUAGCAGCUUCAGGAGGCCUUUUUACUUGCACAGUGUUAGUUAUUUUAUGGGUGUAUAGUGUUCUUAAGAUUGUACCUCAAGUAGAUGGUUGUUCAGGAAAAUACACUGGUGUGGUCAAUAGUAGUGAAACAACGACAUCGCAUCUGAUUACUAUCCAUCAAGACGACUGCUAUUCUUUAGAAAGAUCACGACAAUUAGGCGAAAUUUCCACAGUUCCCUUGACAGCGAUUAUUGUAGAGGAAUUUCCUGAGUAUCGAUGGGUUGGAAAAACCAUGCAAGCUUUUAUUCUGAUCAGCAUCACGGUCGCUUUUCUUGCCUAUGGAUUGGGCAUGAUACACUUGCUUGGUGGAAUUUUAGACUCUAUUCAAGAAAUGUUUGUAGAAGGCUCGUCUGAUACAGGACGUUCACCAAGCAAGUGUCAGAAGUUAGUAUCUUACAAGAUAUUUCGGACAUCCGUUUUCUUGCUAGCCUUUCUCUUAAUAUGUGCGGUGGCACUGUCGAGACCACAAGGAUUUGUGAUAUUGAUGGAAUUUGUGAUAACUAUUCUACUCAACAUUCUUACUGGAUUUUUUUUGGUUAUUAUGAUACAUCAAAGUAAAACAGAAAAAUACAGGGAUCUUGCAGUGACAUGGAAGUUCCCCGAAAAGUUAUACUACAUAAAGUAUCUUAUUGCUUUAUACUUUGGAUUUGGAAUUGCCUUUGCUUUAUAUAAAUAUGCAUUUUAAUGUGUCUUUGUGUAGCAAAAUAUUGGGCACUUUGGGCAAUUCAAUUUACCAGUACUGUACGUGUCUCUUUUAACAAGAACUACACAAUUGGUAACUGGUAGCAUGUUUAACGUUCUUGGCAGACCGAAUGCAAACUAAUACACUAAGUCUAUAAUAGUCCUUACUACCCGUACAUGGUUGAAAUAGUGAUAUGUAAUAACACAAUAAAUAAUGGCAUUAAUAUAACUUAGCAGCAGCAACGAUGCAACGUUACUUAGUGGUGAAACGUUAUAAA